Messenger RNA from Lagopus leucura (white-tailed ptarmigan), 3066 nucleotides. RefSeq names its product 7-alpha-hydroxycholest-4-en-3-one 12-alpha-hydroxylase. The transcript has a single exon. NCBI's taxonomy places the organism in Eukaryota, Metazoa, Chordata, Aves, Galliformes, Phasianidae. Gene Ontology annotation, molecular function: sterol 12-alpha-hydroxylase activity; heme binding; iron ion binding. The coding region runs from base 38 to 1570 and encodes 510 amino acids. The record is from RefSeq and is a predicted model, not a curated record.
ACUCUGGGUCAAACCCCCAGCCAGGAGAAGGGCUCAGAUGGCAUUCUGGACAGUUUUCCUCUGUACCUUGGUGGUAUUGCUGCUUGGGGGGCUCUACCACCUGGGGGCCUUUCGGAGACGAAGACCCAAUGAGCCGCCUCUGGACAAAGGCAUCAUUCCCUGGCUGGGUUAUGCACUGGAUUUCAGAAAGGACAGUUCAGCGUUUCUAAGUAAGAUGCAGAGAAAAUAUGGAGAUAUUUUCACAGUGCUGAUCGGAGGCUAUUACUUUACCUUUGUGAUGGACCCCUUCUGCUUUGGAGCCAUUGUGAAGGAAUCACGGUCUAAACUAGACUUUCUGACCUUUUCAGCUAACUUGGUCUACCGGGUUUUUGGCUACAAGUCCAAGACGAACAACAAUAGUGCUCUGCAUGUUUUUAACACAAAGUAUCUGAUGGGAGAUGGACUCACUCUCCUGACACAAGCCACCAUGGACAACUUCCAGAAGCUGUUGUUUUUCAAGCUGAGCUCAGGAGAGGAGAAGCGACCAUGGCAAGAGGCCGGCCUCUUCCACUACUGCUACAACAUCGUCUUCAGAGCUGGGUACCUGGCUUUGUUCGGCACCGAGUCGUACCAAGGGACAGGGAACAAGGAGAAAGCUUACGAGCAAGAUCUCAUCCACUCCAACCAGCUGUACACCGAGUUUCGGAAGUACGACCGCCUCUUCCCCCGCCUGGUCUAUGCCGUGUUGCCUCCCAAGGACAAAGUAGAAGCUGAGAGGUUGAAGAGGUUCUUCUGGGAUGCUCUGUCCGUGAGUAAGAGCUCUCGGAAGGAAAACGUCAGUAGGUGGAUAAGUGAACAAGACAAGUUUUUGGCAGAAAUUGGCAUGCCUGACUACAUGCGGGACCGCUUCAAGUUCAUGAUGCUGUGGGCAUCCCAGGGCAAUACAGGCGCUACUUCCUUCUGGCUCCUCUUGUAUCUCAUGAAGGAUCCAGAAGCUAUGAAGGCUGUAAAGGAAGAAGUAGAGAAAGUCUUGAGGGAGCACGGUCAAGAAGUGAAGCCAGGAAGCCCACCAAUUAACAUCACCAGAGACAUGUUAGCCCAGACUCCUUUUCUGGACAGUGCCGUGGAGGAGACCCUGAGGCUGAUGGCAGCCCCAAUCCUGAUCAGAGCCAUCCUCCAGGAUAUGACCCUCAAAACGAGUGGUGGCACAGAGUACAGUCUGCGCAAAGGGGACCGAGUGGCUCUGUUCCCACACCUCUCUGUGCAGAUGAAUCCAGAAAUCCACCCUGAACCUCACAAAUUUAAGCAUGACCGCUUUGUCAACCCGGACGGCACCAAGAAAAAUUUUUACAAGAAUGGCAAACGGCUGAAAUACUUCAACAUGCCCUGGGGGGCCGGUGUAUCCAUGUGUCCUGGGCGGUUCUUUGCUACAGAAGAAGUUAAAUUGUUUGUGUUCUUGAUGCUGACUCACUAUGACCUGGAGCUGGUCAACGACCAAGAGGAGAUCCCAGACAUAGAUUUGAGCCGCUGGGGAUUUGGAACCAUGCAGCCUGUUCACGACGUUCAGUUCAGAUACCGACUACGUGUUUGAAAAAGCUGUGGUGUUCUGCUUGUCCAGAUGUUGCUAUGAAAUAAACCGCCCGAGCUGGUGGCUGCUGGAUCCGUGUGGAGCCAAUGCCAGUAUGUUCUUCUUUGCUUAACAGCAUGGUGGCUUUUCUCUUCGUCUUCUUUGCAUGUAGCACAGCCCUGCAUCACCCCUUACCCUGUCUGGGUAGGGCAAUAGAAGCUCAUCUGCACACCCACAGGGGAGCCCAGAGAUACAAUGGUGAGGUGGAGGGCCCCAAGUAAUGCCCUGCUGGGUUACUCCCAGCUCUUCACAAUGGCUACCAGCCUGUCAGAAACCAACUUGUACAUGCCAAGAGGAGAAUGAGGAUGUAACAGUAGGUUAAUUAAGGACAACUGGGAACCCAGAUAAAGGAUGAAUGCCUCAGCUGGGUCUCUUUGUGUCUGUCCCACCAGAGCAGCAACCCCACAGCCCAGGCAUGAGGCCUACUGAGAUUAGUCACAGGGAUUGGGAUUAAGGGGUGAGGCAUUUUGUGGGGCACAGAGGAGAGGCAGGUGGGGAUUGUAACAGGUUUAUGGUGGGAUGCUUGAGGAACGAACCAAAAUGGAGAAAAGGAGGGAUUUAGGUGAUGCAGGGAGGAAAGUAGAGUUAUAAAGAGUUAAAAAUGUGCAGGUGUGUGCAAAUAGUCAGCUCACCCAUACACGUGCCUUUCCACACUGUGCCCAAUCUUUCCUUAAGAAUUGCCUUUCUGUGAGUGGAGAGCUGGGGUCUGGUGUGCAAACCUGGUUCCUGAUGUCCUCCCAGCCUUUCCUUGAGGCUCAUGUACUGGCAUUGUUCCCAUCUAAUGCAUGCUGGGGGUACCUCUUCCCUUCUCUUUUUUUUUUUUCUUCCUUCAGCAGCCAAGGGAACAUCAGUCCCCACAGGAGUUAAGUCACAGCACAGUGAACCAACUUGCUGCAGACACCGUCUUUGGAGGUUUUCAUAGAAUGGCUUAGGUUCACAUCCCUCCUGUGCUGGGGAUCUGGAUGCAGUGCUCCAGGUGGGACCUCACAAGGGCAGAGCAGAAGGAGACAGUCACCUUCCUGCUCACUGUUGUCCCUCUGUUGAUGCAGACCAGGAUGCAGUUGCCCUUCCAGGCUGCAAGAACACACUGCUGGCUCCAGAAUCCCCAAGCCUUCUCCGCACGGCUGCUCUCUGUGAGCGCUUCUCCCAUCUGCACUCAUAUCUGGGACUGCCCCAACCCAGGUGCAGCACCCUGCAUUUGGCCUUGUUCAACCUCAUUAGGUUCUUGUGUGCCCACUUCUUGAGUUUGCCAAGGUCCCUCUGUUAUGUACAAUCAAGGUCCAGAACUCAAAUGUUUUAUUAUGUCUCAAAACAUCAAAGCCAGAUUCUGCUUUCUGUUGUGAAGGACGGGGCUAUGUUAUAACUGCAGCAACUGAACAACUGUUGUAACUUCUCCUGGUGAAGGCAGAGCUGUCCUAGGAAAAAAAUAAUCUGCAUUUUAGUGCUUUGCUGUACUCUAA